Messenger RNA from Terrapene triunguis (Three-toed box turtle), 902 nucleotides. Its product is annotated as misshapen-like kinase 1. The transcript has 2 exons. The annotation marks the transcript as partial. Lineage: Eukaryota; Metazoa; Chordata; Testudines; Emydidae. The record is from RefSeq and is a predicted model, not a curated record.
CAAUUUCAUUCACAUUGGUUCUACACUCCCCUCCCCGCAGAGCCACCUGGCGCACCGGGUGCCGCUGAAGCCCUACGCCGCGCCGGUGCCGCGCUCCCAGUCCCUGCAGGACCAGCCCACCAAGAACGUGGCGGCUUUCCCGGUGCAGGACCCGGCGGCCCCGGCGCCGCCCCGCGCCCCCAUGAUCCGCCAGAACUCGGACCCCACCUCGGAGACACCCGCCCCGCCCGCCCGGCCCGGCCCCACCGACCCGCGGGGGCCCUGGGCCCGCACCGAGCUCGAGGCCCCACCCAAGGUGCCCCAGCGAACGUCGUCCAUCGCCACCACGCUCAACACCAGCGGGGCUGGGGGCAGCGCCCGGCAGGGCCACGCCGUCAGAGCCAGGUAAGGCCCCGGGCCCGGCCCUCUUAAUCCCUUCGAGCCCAUGUCCAGCGCAUUCAGGUACCCAGCCCAAUGCCCCCAUCCCCUGGGGUCCCCCCAGUACCCCACCGUCCCCCUCUUCCCUCAGGCCUCUAACUGACAGACUCUAGUGGCCAGGACACCUGGGUUCUAUUCCCAACUCUGCCAGUGUCCUUCUGGUCACCUUCAGCAGGUCACACUGCUGCGCUCUGCCUCAGUUUCCCCUCCCAUCUCUUGUCAGUUCAUUCCAGAGCUGUGGGGGGCAGGGACUCUUGGCUGUGCAUCUGGGCAGCAUCUCACCUUGCCUCCACCCCCCAGGGCUGCUGCUCCUACUUCAGCUGGUCCUGCUGGCUCUAGCACUGAGAUGCAGCCACCUCUGGAGCGGGGCAGCCGGUUACCCAGGGACCCCUAGCCCGGCCCUGAGACGUGCCCACCUCUGGGGCGGGGCGGCUGGUUACACAGGGACCCCUCGCCCGGCGCUGAGAUGCGCCCAGCUCUGGGGC